This is a messenger RNA of Chinchilla lanigera (long-tailed chinchilla), 2083 nucleotides long. RefSeq names its product frizzled-8-like. NCBI's taxonomy places the organism in Eukaryota, Metazoa, Chordata, Mammalia, Rodentia, Chinchillidae. The record is from RefSeq and is a predicted model, not a curated record. Gene Ontology annotation, molecular function: protein binding.
GAAAGAGGCCCGUGUCCUACCAGCACCUGUCCAGCGGCAUGCUGCAGAAGAGAAACUACGAGAACUUCAUUGUGAACGCGCAUUAUCGACCAAAUGACAAAAAAACUUGAUUUCCUAUUGGGGAAGAAAGGUGUUGCCGGAUGGAAGUGCGUACUGUCCAUGAAAUGAGUUUUGGUUCAUCCCUUGAGGAAGUAAACGGUGAAAGCUACUGAAAUAAGCUGUGACUGUACUGUACAUGGACACGAGAGGGGCGUGGAGGGAACACUACAGUUCUGGGAAGUCGUUCUGUUAACUUUGUACCAAACAGCAGUAAAACCUAGUUGGACCGGUUGGCUGUCCACAGAUGGGGACCGGGAGUCUGUUUUGUCCCCGAAUAAUAUUUUUUUUAGAAUUGACCAAAUAAGUGGAGUUUCUGCAUACUUGAGCGCUGCUGAAAAGAAAUCACUGGGGGCGGGGCGGGUGGGUGGGGAAAGUAUAUAACGCUUGCACCUCAGGUAAAAAUCUGUAAAUAUCUAAGUUGUAAACCUGCUUGUUCAAAUACUGUGUGUAUUCCUUUUCCCUAGUGGAGCUCCACACUUGUAGCAGUUUCUGCUAUUUGUGCUCAUUCAUUUAAAAAUGUAUGUUUUUUUAAAAAUUCUCUGUGAUCUGUAUUAUGUGGAAUCCUCCGGCGUCUGUCGUCUUAACAAAGAGUGUCAACUCGGUCUGAGGUCACUACUCAGACCAAGCACCCUCGUGCCGCACCGGGGCAGACACGCGCUUCACGUCCCCGUGACACGGCCACGGCCACUGGGCUUCCACGGUGCGCGGAGCGGCGUUUCCUCUGCAGAGCCACUUCCAUUUGUUUCAAUCACUUCUGUUGGGAAAUUCACUUCUGUGGGAGUGUGAGCUACAUUAAUCUAUGAAAAUGAUAAAUUACACGUGUGAAUCAGACCCUGGGAAGCAGUCUGAGAGGGAACGGGAGGUCUGAGCGCGGUGUGGCUGGCGUUGGCCGGCGGGCGUCCUCCAGCCGAGGGAGGACACCUUGAUCCUGCAGCGGAGCCGCCGGGCCUGGCGGCUGGGGGGAGAAGCCGCCCUGGGCCUCGCCGCCUUGCCCGCUUCCACCCGCAGGGCAGCAGUGGCCUUUGCCCAGCCCACAGCAGUUUGGGUUUUAGACGAGGCCCGCUUGGUGUUUUAGACUUGUGUUUGUUUAAUGUGCGUCCUUGGCCGAGUUUAUCCGGCAGCUCACGGGUUUAGCAACCACAGAAUAUUUUAUGAAGAAACUUUCAGAAAUAAAUUUGCACUGCUCUUCUUUCCUGCCCUGCCCCUCCACGGAGGGCGAAGUGCUCAAAGAAGCCCGAGUUUUCUUUCCAUUAUGCAGCACGAGGUGUCCUUGGUGAGACCGAAGUCUGAACUCCUGUGUGUAGGGGCCGCCUCUGAGACAGCCGGCCCUGCGGGCAGUGCUUCGGGUCGGGAAAGCGCACACUAGUCCCUGCUCUCCUGCCCACAAGCUGAGCCAUAUGUACAUAGUCUAGACUUGUGUUUUCAUAGUUUUGCACUUUUUAUAGCCUAUUUUUGAAGAUUAACACAUUUGCGAAAUGAUUGAUUGAGUCUCGGCCUAAUCCAGUGAGUGUUACAGAAAGCUUGCUGUGAUGUAAAUGUAAAUCUUAAAAAAAUGGUUUGCGAUAACAGGCUGAGAUUUAAACCUGUAUUUAAAAAAAAAAAAUCACCAAAUCUAUGUGAAAACAAAUCAAUUUGUGUUACGCUGAAAUGUUCUGGGCUUUUGUAUCUCCUUUCCAACAGCAUUUCUGACUGCAUAAAGAUAGCAACUUUUAAACAGCCCUUUGUACUUCAAAGUAUGUUUUUUGUCCAUCAGUAUUAACUAUUGGAAUACUACUGCUUUUGUAUUUUUUCCUUUGAGACAACAGUACAUUCAUUAGAGGUACAAUUUGUUGAAUUUUUGUUUAUGUAUUUAUUUCAUUCCAGUUUGAUUUAUUUUAAUUGUUACUUGUCCAACAGUAGACAUUACUUAUUUUAUUUAUGAUAUAUUUCAGCUUAAAGUUAUGUUAUUAUAUGUGGAUGUAAAUAUAGAUUUGGUGUUUUGCAA